AUGGUGUUGGUGGACAUUGAUGGGCUGCAAGUGGUGUUUCCCUAUGAGACGCUUUAUCCAGAGCAGCUCAAAUCAGGGGGUCAUGCGUUGUUGGAAAUGCCCAGUGGAACUGGAAAGACUAUUACUCUCUUAUCGCUAAUUACGGCAUAUCUGUCGAGCCGUGGGUCAGAUAGAAGCGUUCGAAAAUUUGUCUACUGCACACGAACGGUUGAAGAAAUGCAUAAAGUAAUGGAAGAGAUGAAGAUAUUAGUGGCUAGCCGGGAGAAGGAGCUAAAAGUACAAAACGAUCUCGUGACUGUUGGUCUUGCGUCAAGAAAGCACCUGUGCAUCCACGAAACAGUCAGCCAAAUGGAAGGGUCUGCAGUCGACAGUGGCUGCAGAGCGUUAACUGCUUCGUGGGUACGUGAACAGAUUCAGGAAAGACAGGAGGAUGUCGAGGCGGCUCUGCCGCCACAUUGUAAGUACUUUGAGAAUUACGACAGAGAAGGGGUAGAUGCGAUUCUCUUACCUGGCGUUUACAAUCUCUCAGACCUUCGGGCCUACGGCAGACGUCGCCAGUGGUGCCCGUACUUUCUUGCACGACACUCAAUCACGGUAGCAAAUAUCUUGGUUUAUUCAUAUCAUUAUCUCCUUGACCCAAAGGUUGCUGGUGUUGUAUCAGCUGAGUUACCUCCUGAAAGCAUUAUCGUAUUUGAUGAAGCCCAUAACAUCGAUAACGUUUGCAUUGAGGCAUUGAGUGUAGAUCUAGAAGAGCCGACCCUUCGAGCGGCAUCCCAAAAUGUGACCCAACUGAGGUCUGCAAUAUCUGGGGCGAAGCAAGCUGCAAGAGAAAGGUUGAGGCAAGAAUACACUCGGAUACUCUCCGGGUUGCCACUUGCCCAAUCUAACGCGCAACAUGCUCGAGGAAACGCCUCUGAAGGGCACUUAUUCGUCGGUGGGGAAGAAAUAGCGCUCGCGCCAGUUUUACCGAAUGACGUGCUGCGGGAAGCCGUGCCUGAAUCUAUCAGAAAGGCAGAGGCAUUUAUAGAGUUUCUCACCAAGCUGGUUUCUUUUCUUCAAAGGCGAGCGGCAACAGAGACUGUAUCUCAGGAGAAGCCGACACCUUUUCUCGUUGAAGCUGCGAAUGCUUGCUCCGUCGUUGAUAAAAGGGUAUUUCAAGGCACAUACGACCGCUUGAUAUCGCUUCUUCUCACUGUGCAGGUUUCAAGUUGGUCUGAUUUCAGACCGUUGUCGAGGGUUGGAGACUUCAUCACCAUACUGUCUACUUACGAGAGGGAGGGAAUGGCUGUGAUCACGGAGCCCUUCAAUGACUUCACUGGGGAAUAUGAGCCCGUUUUGCGUCUAGCAUGCCUAGAUGCGUCAUUGGCGAUACGGUGGAUUGUAGAGAGGUUUCGAACGGUUGUAAUCACGUCUGGGACGCUCAGUCCUCUCGACACAUACCCGAAGAUGCUCAAUUUUCCAGUUGUCGUAUCUUCGAGUUUUAACAUGUCCAUGGAUCGGAGAUGUGUUUGCCCUUUAGUUAUGACGAGGGGUUCGGAUCAAAUGGCUUUGAGCUCGAAAUAUAAUGACCGGCAAACGUCUGACGUUCCGCGAAAUUAUGGACAUGCACUGGUGUCCCUUGCGGGGUGUACUCCGGACGGGAUUGUGGUGUUUUUCGUGAGUUAUGUUUUUAUGCAACAAGUGGUCAAGGUGUGGACGGAAGAGAGUAACAUAUUGAAUGAUUUACGAAAACUCAAGCUCGUGUUUGUCGAAACUCAAGAUCCAAUCGAAGCAUCGCUCGCAAUCAAAAAUUAUCGAGCUGCUUGCGACAGUGGCCGGGGGGCAAUCCUCCUCAGUGUAGCGAGGGGUCGUGCAGCUGAAGGAAUCGACUUUGACGGGCAAUAUGGACGAGCCGUGAUAUUGUUUGGAGUUCCUUUCCAAUACACGGAAUCCCGCGUCCUCAAGGCCCGUUUGCAGUUUCUGGCGGAAUAUCUCCAGAUUCAAGAGGAUGAUUUUCUUGUCUUCGAUGCCAUGCGACAAGCGGCGCAAUGCGCGGGCCGUGUAAUCCGCAACAAGAACGACUACGGAAUUGUAAUCUUCGCGGACAGGCGGUUCUCGCGGGCCAAGCUGCGGAGCAAAUUGCCCAAAUGGCUCGCACAGUUUUUGACGACCGAGACGCUCGAUCUAGAUAUCGGAUCGACGAUGGCAGAGGCGCGUGCUUUCUUGCUCGAUAUGGCGCAGCCGACUCCGGCAAAAGAACGGGUUGAACCCCCUGCGCUGCCAGAGCUCGAGCCCAUUGGAAGGCCAGGCCACGGAGCAGCGACGUGAACUCUGCUCUGCUCGCCUCGCGCGCGCCUCGCAGUUGUGACAAGUAACCAACGUGCCUCGCGUCACCCAAGGUCGAAAGGAAGAGACUCGGUCUUUCAGGGGUCUUUCAGAGAAGUGCCACCCUGACGUGAAUGGAAUUGCAGCGACAAGAUGUUACGUGCGCACGUGAUCAGAGAUAUUGGCAGUACUGUACUGUACAGGUACAGGUACCGUUGAAGGGUACUGUAACCGCCAAGCACAUGGGUGUGACAAAUGACAAGGGAACAAGUGAAUUUGAGUUUGUGCGUGAUUUUCUUUAAUGCAGAUUUCCCCGCGUCUGCGCAGGACUCCUCCGUGGCAACAUGUCGUUCGAUUGUCAUGUCAACUUGUGCCUUGUCUACAAUACGGUAUGCAGACAAGAGAUCUCUCUCCAAGUAGCGCCGUAAUCAGCUGUGCGUGCCGCUAAUUCACUGGGCACCAGCGGUCCGACUGCGCCUGUCGGAAGCGGUCAGUCGAGACAGACGUUAUGCUACGUUGCAACGAGACAAUCGGCAAACGCAGUCCCGGCAAACGCAGUCCCGGCACACGCAGUCCAGGCAGACGCAGUCCAGGAAACGACAGACGCGGCGCAGAGCCCGACCGAUUCGAGCGAGGUUGGCACAAAAACUACCCCUCCCCGCUCCGACGGCCCGUGGCAAAACGCAGACUUGGACAACAUCGUAGCACAGAGAUGGAGAAAAAUAAAGAAAAUAAAUGAUUCACUCAAGAUGCUGA
This is a messenger RNA of Chondrus crispus (carragheen), 3060 nucleotides long. RefSeq lists its product as hypothetical. NCBI's taxonomy places the organism in Eukaryota, Rhodophyta, Florideophyceae, Gigartinales, Gigartinaceae. Gene Ontology annotation, molecular function: DNA helicase activity; hydrolase activity, acting on acid anhydrides, in phosphorus-containing anhydrides; ATP binding. Gene Ontology annotation, cellular component: nucleus. Gene Ontology annotation, biological process: transcription by RNA polymerase II; positive regulation of mitotic recombination; nucleotide-excision repair. The transcript is spliced from 5 exons. Bases 1 to 2307 code for a protein of 768 amino acids. The record is from RefSeq and is a predicted model, not a curated record.